This is a messenger RNA of Talaromyces atroroseus, 468 nucleotides long. Its product is annotated as 40S ribosomal protein S18-A. Lineage: Eukaryota; Fungi; Ascomycota; Eurotiomycetes; Eurotiales; Trichocomaceae. Gene Ontology annotation, biological process: translation. The record is from RefSeq and is a predicted model, not a curated record. The transcript is spliced from 3 exons. Bases 1 to 468 code for a protein of 155 amino acids. Gene Ontology annotation, molecular function: RNA binding; structural constituent of ribosome. Gene Ontology annotation, cellular component: small ribosomal subunit; cytosol; ribosome.
AUGUCGCUCGUAUCCGGCGAGAAGUCGAACUUCCAGUACAUCAUCCGUUUGCUUAACACCAACGUCGAUGGCAAGCAGAAGAUCAUGUACGCCUUGACCAAGAUCAAGGGUGUUGGUCGUCGUUACUCCAACUUGGUUUGCAAGAAGGCCGAUGUUGACUUGAGCAAGCGUGCUGGUGAAAUCACCUCCGAAGAACUCGAGCGUAUCGUCACCAUCAUCCAGAACCCAACCCAGUACAAGAUCCCUACCUGGUUCCUCAACAGACAGCGCGACAUCACCGACGGCAAGGACUCUCAGACCAUCUCCAACGGUGUCGACUCUAAGCUCCGUGAGGAUCUUGAGCGCUUGAAGAAGAUCCGCUCCCACCGCGGUCUGCGUCACUACUGGGGUCUCCGUGUCCGUGGUCAACACACCAAGACCACUGGUCGCCGUGGCCGCACCGUCGGUGUCAGCAAGAAGAAGGGCUAA